Molecule: messenger RNA, 1048 nt
Organism: Drosophila innubila
Lineage: Eukaryota; Metazoa; Arthropoda; Insecta; Diptera; Drosophilidae
Product: microfibril-associated glycoprotein 4-like
Exons: 3
Coding region: 49-969 (306 amino acids)
Source: RefSeq, a predicted model, not a curated record
AUUUCAGAAUUAUCUGAAGUGAGAGCGGAGCAGAAACAUUCUGCUAACAUGAUUGAGGGACUAUUCAAAGCAAUGGAUCUUCAAAUACUUAAAGGGGAACUGGAACGACAAGGAAAACUCGUAGAUGAGCUGAAAGCGAAAGUGCAACAACUGAAGAAAGACGGAGAUGAUAAGGAAUCAAGGAUUCACUUCCUUACAGCUGAACUGGAGCGUCUAGGGAAAUUGAUAGGUGAACCAAAUAACCAAUUGAACAAUCAAACUCUCAGAUCGGAACAGGAACGGCAGGGAAAGCUGCUAGAGGAACUUGUUCAGGAAUCAAAUAAACACAGUUCAUGGUUCAACCCACACAAUUGUAGCGAGGCCAAGCUCAGUGGAACUUUCGAAGCACAUCUCGCCAAGUUCAGUAGUCAACCUUUCAAAGUGGCCUGCGAUGCGAACACUAAAGGAGGUGGUUGGACAAUUUUGCUGAGGAGGAUGGACGGAAGUGUCAACUUCUAUCGAACCUGGACGGAAUACAAAGAGGGAUUCGGAGAUCUAAAUGGAGAGUUCUUCCUGGGACUCGAUAAAAUACACGCAUUGACGGCAGAUACGAAUCAGGAAUUACUUGUUGUCCUAGAGGACCGCCAGGGAAAUGAAACUUAUGAGUUGUAUGAGAGCUUUGCCAUCGGCGAUGAGGAUCAACAAUAUGUUCUACAUACCCUGGGCGAAGCGAGUGGAACUGCAGGUGAUUCUCUCUCUGCUCAUCUUGACAUGAAGUUCAGCACUUUUGAUCGAGAUAAUGAUACUUGGGAAAAGGACAACUGCGCCGUAUUGACCACUGGUGCCUGGUGGUACAGCAAAUGUCAUUUCAGCAACUUGGCGGGGACGUAUAAUGAUGACAGCAAUCAAAAGGGCGUCAAUUGGUUUCAUUUUAAGGGUCAUGAUUACUCCCUCAAAAGAGCCGUCAUGAUGAUACGCCCAAAGAAGUGAACAGUAAGACUCUACAAUGCUUAAAUCUUCUGCACCGUUAUAUUAUAUUGUAUUUUGCGAUUCCCCAAUUUAUCUUGUA